Xylona heveae TC161 is the source of this 719-nucleotide messenger RNA. RefSeq lists its product as hypothetical. Lineage: Eukaryota; Fungi; Ascomycota; Xylonomycetes; Xylonales; Xylonaceae. Gene Ontology annotation, cellular component: ribosome; cytosolic small ribosomal subunit. Gene Ontology annotation, biological process: ribosomal small subunit assembly; maturation of SSU-rRNA from tricistronic rRNA transcript (SSU-rRNA, 5.8S rRNA, LSU-rRNA); translation. The record is from RefSeq and is a predicted model, not a curated record. The coding region runs from base 58 to 507 and encodes 149 amino acids. The transcript has 4 exons. Gene Ontology annotation, molecular function: structural constituent of ribosome; mRNA 5'-UTR binding; small ribosomal subunit rRNA binding.
CAGCGACUUUGACUUCCGCGACGACAGGAUCCAGUUCUGCACAGCAAAUCAAUCAAGAUGCCUCCCAAGAAGGUCGUGCGCACCCAGGAGAACGUCUCCCUAGGCCCCCAGACGAGAGAAGGUGAGCUCGUCUUCGGCGUCGCUCGUAUCUUCGCCUCCUUCAACGACACCUUCGUCCAUGUCACCGAUCUCAGCGGUCGCGAGACUAUCACCCGUGUCACGGGUGGUAUGAAGGUCAAGGCUGACCGUGACGAGUCCUCUCCCUACGCUGCCAUGUUGGCUGCUCAGGACGUCGCUCAGCGCUGCAAGGAGGUUGGCAUCAACGCCCUCCACAUCAAGAUCCGUGCUACUGGAGGUAACGGUACCAAGACCCCCGGUCCCGGUGCUCAGUCCGCUCUCCGUGCCCUCGCUCGUUCUGGCAUGAGAAUCGGCCGUAUUGAGGACGUCACCCCCACCCCCUCCGACUCUACCCGCAGAAAGGGUGGUCGCCGUGGUCGCCGUCUCUAGAUUGUUGGCGCACUGCUUUUUAUGGGCUUUGCAGUGGGUGGCAGAGGGUUGAUGACAAAAACGCGGAGAACGGCUUUUGCCUGGUCUUCAUUAUUCUUUCUUGUCAUCAGCGCUUAUUGCGGGUCCCUUUAUGUACAUCCUCUAAAUUAGGUAGCUUAGAGCUCAAAAAUGCCCAAGAUUCUCAAAAUAAUAAAAAUUCAGAUCAUUCUUCA